Messenger RNA from Monoraphidium neglectum, 809 nucleotides. RefSeq names its product uridine monophosphate synthetase. Lineage: Eukaryota; Viridiplantae; Chlorophyta; Chlorophyceae; Sphaeropleales; Selenastraceae. The record is from RefSeq and is a predicted model, not a curated record. The annotation marks the transcript as partial. Gene Ontology annotation, biological process: UMP biosynthetic process; pyrimidine nucleobase biosynthetic process. The transcript has 6 exons. Gene Ontology annotation, molecular function: orotate phosphoribosyltransferase activity; orotidine-5'-phosphate decarboxylase activity.
AUGGGCCUUUUCGGAAGGAAGGCGGCCGCGGCUCCCUCCACAAGCGAGCCCGCCAGGGGCGCCAGCCUCGUCGCCAAGGCAACCACUAAGGAGCCCAUGACUGAGCAGGAGGUGGAGGACCUGGUGCUUGCGCUGAACAAGAUCGAGGCCGUCAAGUUUGGCGAGUUCAAGCUCAAGAGCGGCCUGCUGUCCCCUGUGUAUGUCGACCUGCGCGUCAUCGUGUCGUACCCCGACGUGCUCGAGAAGGUGUCGCGCAUGAUGUACUCGUGUGUGAAGGGCGUGGCCUUCGACAUCAUGUGCGGCGUGCCCUACACAGCGCUGCCCAUCGCCACAUGCAUGAGCCUCGGGUUUGACCUGCCGAUGGUGAUGCGGCGCAAGGAGGUGAAGGAUUAUGGCACCAAGAAGGCCAUCGAGGGGGCGUACAAGUCUGGCCAGCGCUGCCUGGUGGUGGAGGACCUGGUCACCAGCGGGGCCAGCGUGUUGGAGACACUCGAGCCACUGCAGGCGCGCCCCGGCUGCUUUUCCGCGCCCGCGGUUAAGGAGGGCCUGAUCGUUGAGGACGUGGUCGUGCUCAUCGACAGGGAACAGGGCGGAGAGGCCCACCUCGCGGCCAACGGCCUGCGCCUGCACGCCGCCUUCAAGCUCAGCGCCAUGCUGUCCGUGCUGCUGCGGCACGGGCUGGUCAGCGAGGAGACAGCGGCGCGCGUGAGGGCGUUCAUCGCGGAAAACCAGACCGCGCGGCCGGCGGCGGCCGCGGCGGCGCCGGCGGCUGUGGCGGCGCCAGCAGCGGCUCCAGCGAAGCCGAAGCG